This is a messenger RNA of Aethalodelphis obliquidens (Pacific white-sided dolphin), 609 nucleotides long. RefSeq names its product hemoglobin subunit alpha 1 (gene HBA1). Bases 85 to 513 code for a protein of 142 amino acids. Gene Ontology annotation, molecular function: haptoglobin binding; iron ion binding; organic acid binding. The transcript is spliced from 3 exons. NCBI's taxonomy places the organism in Eukaryota, Metazoa, Chordata, Mammalia, Artiodactyla, Delphinidae. The record is from RefSeq and is a predicted model, not a curated record. Gene Ontology annotation, cellular component: haptoglobin-hemoglobin complex; hemoglobin complex; blood microparticle. Gene Ontology annotation, biological process: hydrogen peroxide catabolic process; oxygen transport.
CCCCUCGCGCCCCAGGCAUAAAGGCUCGCGCACUGCCAGCCCUGCACGCUUCUGGUCCUGACCCAGACUCAGAGAGAACCCACCAUGGUGCUGUCUCCCGCCGACAAGACCAACGUCAAGGGCACCUGGUCUAAGAUUGGCAACCACAGUGCAGAAUAUGGCGCAGAGGCCCUGGAGAGGAUGUUCAUAAACUUCCCCAGCACCAAGACCUACUUCUCCCACUUCGACCUGGGACACGGCUCCGCCCAGAUCAAGGGGCACGGCAAGAAGGUGGCCGACGCGCUCACCAAAGCCGUGGGCCACAUAGACAACCUGCCCGAUGCCUUGUCUGAGCUGAGCGACCUGCACGCCCACAAGCUGCGUGUGGACCCGGUCAACUUCAAGCUCCUGAGCCACUGCCUGCUGGUGACCCUGGCUCUCCACCUCCCCGCCGAUUUCACGCCCUCGGUCCAUGCCUCCCUGGACAAGUUCUUGGCCAGUGUGAGCACCGUGCUGACCUCCAAAUACCGUUAAGCUGGAGCCUCCGCGAUUCCUACCCUGGCCUGGGGCCCUCUGGCGCUCUGGGCACCCUCACUUCCCGAUCUUUGAAUAAAGUCUGAGUGGGCUGCA